Messenger RNA from Telopea speciosissima, 2304 nucleotides. RefSeq lists its product as uncharacterized. Bases 1 to 2304 code for a protein of 767 amino acids. The record is from RefSeq and is a predicted model, not a curated record. NCBI's taxonomy places the organism in Eukaryota, Viridiplantae, Streptophyta, Magnoliopsida, Proteales, Proteaceae. The transcript is spliced from 3 exons.
AUGGAGAAUAAUGCAAAAUUGGCUGUUCUGAUUGAGACAAAGGUGAAAAUGGAGAAUUGUGCUGCUGUUUUUGACCCCUUUAUUCCAAAUUGGAGAUAUUUUCAUAAUGGGGAAGGUGGUUCUACAGCUCGGAUUUGGGUGGGUUGGGAUGCUACUAUUUUUGAGGUGGAGGAGAUGCAAAAUUCUAACCAAUUCAUCCAUAUGAAGGUUCGUACUUUGGGGUCUUCUCUUUCUUUUAUGUGCACAGCUGUCUAUGCUUCUAAUUCGGUGGAAGAGAGGAGGGACCUUUGGAGGGAUGUUAUUGAUUUUGGUUCUAAUAUUUCUAGUCCUUGGAUUGCUAUGGGGGACUUUAAUAUUGUUCGUCUUAUUGAUUUAAAAUGGAAGGGAGAGCAGUAUACCUGGAAUAACAGGCAGGGGGGCAGCUCCAGGGUUUGUUGCAAGUUGGAUAGGGUUAUGGUUAAUUUGAACUGGUUGGAUAUUCUCAGAUCUUCGGAAGCUACUUUUCUUCCACCUGGGCUUUCGGAUCACUCUCCAGCUGUGGUCUCCAUUUUUGAUGGGGUCAACUUUGGCCCUAAACCAUUUCGGUUUUUUGAAGCUUGGAUAGGUAGAGAGGGGUUCGAUGAUGUAGUUAUUAAAGGAUGGGACUGCCCGGUAAACUUGAAACUCAAUCCCAUUCUUAGGUUUGCUGCCCGUCUUAAAAACGUUAAGGCAGAGCUUAAGAAUUGGAAUAAAAGCAGUGUGGGCGAUGUCUUUCUCGCUGUGAAGAAUGCUUCCUUGGAAUUAGCUCAUAUCCAGCUCAGCCUUGCUGCCCAGCCGAAUGACCCUAGUUUGGUCCCUCUUGAAACUGUAGCUAAGAAGAAGUUAUGGGAGGCUCUUGUCAUUGAAGAAAAGUUUCUUAAGGAAAAGUCUAGAGUUAAAAAUAUUCAGCUGGGGGAUGGUAAUAAUGGAUUUUUUCAUAAAUCCAUGGUUUGUAGGCAGAACAGGAAUCACAUCUUGGAGGUGCAUAAUGCUGAGAAUGAGGUCAUCAAGGAGCCAAAUCUGAUAAAAAAGGAGGCGGUGUCCUUCUAUAUGAACUUGUUUGGUGUGGAGGUGGAGGAUGUUGGAUAUUUUCCUGGUUCGAUCCCUUUGAGACAUGGCCUAGAUCUUGUGCAGCAGAAUAGUCUUAUUGGGAAGGUUUCUAAUAAGGAGAUUAGAGAUGUGUUGUUUUCUAUGAAGAAUUCUAAGGCUCCUGGACCGGAUGGAUUUGGAGCAGCUUUUUUCAAGCAUGCUUGGGAGGUUGUUGGUGAGGAUCUUACUCUGGCUAUUAAAUGGUUCUUUUCCACUUCUUUUAUGCCGAGUUCUAUCAAUGCUACGUUCAUUAGUCUUAUCCCUAAAACUGAUGCAACUUCUUCUUUUGCGGGGUAUAGACCUAUUGCUCUUUGUAAUCUAUUUUACAAAAUCAUUACAAAAAUUUUGUCUAAUAGGCUGCAAGGAGUGGUGGGGAAGGUAGUUAGUGACAACCAAUCUGCUUUUAUUAAGGGCCGGUCUAUUGUGGAUAAUAUCUUAGUUUGCCAUGAUAUUGUUAGGGGUAUUGAGCAGAAAGGAACUUCGCCUACGGCAGUUUUGAAGAUUGAUUUACAUAAGGCCUAUGACUCUCUUAGUAGGAAAUUUCUUUUUGAGAUCAUGGAGCGGAUGGGGUUUCCAAGCAUGUUUAUUCGGUGGGUGAAGGCGUGUGUUGACACACCAUGCUUCUCAAUCCUUCUUAAUGGGAGUCCUACAGGAGGAGGGGGACCUACCACUAUUCAGAGUGCAAUUGCUUGGCUUGCUAGUAGUGCUUGUGCUGAUGAUAUGUUAGAUAUGGUUCCUAAAUUGGCUUUUUGUGCCACUGUCCACUACAUUUGGUGGGAAAGAAAUCGAAGACUUUUUGAGAAUAAGGUUAGGACUCAUGACCAGAUUGUUGAGGCCAUUCGGCUGGAUGUGUCUAUUAAAUGUGCUGCUUUUUCCAUUUCGGUGAUCCAAAACCCGAGGAACCAGUUCCUAGCUGAUAAGUGGGGGCUUAGGGUGGAUUGGAAGACUAUUACUCAGAAAACUUGUGCCUGGUUUAGGCCUCCAGCUAAUAUGACCGUUCUUCAUUGUGAUGGAUCCUUAACGGUUGAUAGGGCCUCCUAUGGUGGGAUAAUUCGUGAUGCUACAGGUGCAGCCAUUAUGGCUUUUGUGGGUAAUGGAGACAACAAUUCUGUUCUUAGCAUGGAGCUUUAUGCAAUUUUAAGGGGGGGUUUCUCUUUGUGUUCAAAACAGCCAGCUUCAGGUUUCCAUAAGAUCUGA